Molecule: messenger RNA, 1680 nt
Organism: Arabis nemorensis
Lineage: Eukaryota; Viridiplantae; Streptophyta; Magnoliopsida; Brassicales; Brassicaceae
Source: the annotation of a GenBank genome assembly
AUGCGUUUGUGUGAGCUUAGGAGAUAUAAAGAUGCAAUCGAAUUGCUUGAUAAAGGAGCUAUGCCUGAUGGAGAAUGUUUCUCUUUGCUUUUUGAGUCUUGUGGCAAUCUGAAAUCACUUGAGCAUUCAAAGAAGGUACAUGAUCAUUUCCUGCAGUCUAAGUUUAGAGCUGAUCCUAAACUGAACAAUAUGGUGAUUAGUAUGUUCGGGGAGUGUAGUAGUGUCACUGAUGCUAAGAGAGUGUUUGAUCACAUGGCCAAUAAGGAUAUCGAUUCUUGGCAUUUGAUGAUGCGUGUGUACAGUGAUAACGGUAUGGGAGAUGAUUCGUUGCAUUUGUUCGAAGAGAUGGCGAAUCAAGGGCUGAAACCAAACGAGGAGACUUUCCUUACUGUUUUCCUGGCUUGUGCUAAUGUGGGUGGGAUCAAAGAAGCGUUUUUGCAUUUCGAUUCGAUGAAAAACGAGCACGGGAUUAGUCCGAGGAUGGAACAUUACUUGGGUCUUUUAGAUGUUCUUGGAAAAUGUGGACAUCUUGUUGAAGCCGAGCAAUACAUCCGCAGCCUUCCGUUUGAACCCACUGCUGAUUUCUGGGAAGCCAUGAUGAACUACGCUAAGCUACAUGGAGAUAUCGAUUUAGAGGAUUAUGCGGAAGAACUGAUGGUUGAUCUUGACCCCUCAAAGGCUUUAAUCAACAAAAUUCCUACCCCUCCACCCAAAUCGUUCAAGGAGAUAAGUAUGCUUUCUAGUAAGAGUAGGAUCCUUGAGUUCCGAAAUCUGACGUUUUACAAGGAUGAAGCGAAGGAGAUGGCUGCAAAGAAGGGAGCGGUUUAUGUUCCGGACACUCGAUCUGUUCUGCAUGACAUUGAUGAAGAGGCCAAAGAGCAGGCACUACUCUACCACAGUGAGAGGUUAGCGAUUGCUUAUGGUAUCAUCAGCACCCCAGCUCGGAAGACACUCACAAUCAUCAAGAAUCUCCGUGUGUGUGUGGACUGUCACAACUUUAUCAAGAUCAUGUCCAAAAUCAUUGGUAGGGAGUUGAUUGUGAGAGACAACAAACGUUUCCAUCACUUCAGAGAUGUAGUGACAAGAGAAGGGCAUAUGGCGAACACAAUUGUUCGUGGGCAGAUGAUUUUCCAGGACGAGAAUGCAUUGGCUCAUGGAAAAAAGACGGUUGCAGCGGGAAAAGGUAAGAGUUUGCUUGCAGCUCCAAAGAAAAAUGGGGCGGGUUUUGGAAGCCGCAAAGCUCUGCAUGAUAUUACAAACAAGUCAAAGUUGCAACCUCAAGUUUCUUCCAAGGAAAAGAAGAAUGUCGAGGGAGUGGAUUUUGACAUAGCAAAGGAAGGUUUCUUGCAUGAUCACUGCAAAUGCAUUGAACAACAACAACAAAGCCAGUGGGACUGUUACUUCUCUGAACAAAUCAUCCUCCAUGGACAUGAUACCAACAUCAAGGAAGAGAUUCCUGAGUACAAUAUGAAAGAGAUGGAUGUAAAAAGCAGCAACAGUUGGGAUGUACUCAAAGAGCUACCAACGGAGGAGUUUUCCGAUUUGCUAAAAUGCUCAACUCAACGGCUCUCACCGCCAGAUUCGCCCAUCCAUUACCAUUCUUCUUUACCUUCAUCGCCUUUGCCAUUGCGAUUUGAAACCGUAGAAUUCAAGCUCAAGGAAGAUGAAGACACCACCUGA